AAAAAUGGGGCGGAGGGCUAAAUCUAACUUCAAUCACAACAGUUGACAUACAUUUGACAUUUGGUUAACCUCAAAAUCCUAAACUGUCAUUGUGACAAUUAUGAUUUGUUGUGCUGAAAUGAGUUGUUUUUAAUUCAUUUAAACAGUGUCAUGUCUUUGGUUAAUAUAGUUUUCCGUUCACGUAAAUCCUCUUUGACAAAACUCCGCAUUUUGAAGAAUCUUAAAAAAGCGAGACACUUUUCGGUCGGUGCUUUAAUUCACCAGAAAAAUGACGAACACAUUAUGCAUGUGUUUGAUAGGAACACCAAGAGUUUGCAAAGGGAACGGGCGGCUUCCGCACAAGACGCCAAUUUGUAUGAUUAUUUGAAAGAUGAAAUUGGCUAUCGACUAGCAGACAGGGUGUUUGAUAUCAAACGCAAGUUUAAACUGGCCGCAGACAUUGGUUGCAGCAGGGGCUACGUGUCCAAACAUAUUUCACCAAAAUGUAUUGAAGAACUAAUCUUAUGUGAUAUGAACCGCUUUAAUUUAGACAGUGUUCAAGUACAAGAGGGUAUUAAAGUUAGGAAACAAGUACUAGAUGAGGAACACAUUGAGUUUGAGCCAAACUCCCUUGAUCUGGUUAUAUCAAGUUUGAGUUUGCAUUGGGUGAACGAUUUGCCGAACGCUUUUAAGCAAAUUUUAAAAUCGCUUAAGGAGGAUGGUGUUCUUCUUGCGGCGGUUUUUGGAGGAGAUACUUUAUAUGAGUUGAGAUCUUCCCUCCAGUUGGCUGAAUUAGAGCGUCGUGGAGGCAUUUCUCCUCACAUAUCUCCAUUUACCGAAGUUAGAGAUAUUGGCAAUUUGUUGACAAGGGCUGGCUUCACAAUGCUCACUAUUGACACUGAUGAAAUUGUUGUGAAUUAUCCUACUUUGUUUGAAUUAAUGUGGGACCUUAAAGGAAUGGCAGAGAGUAAUGCUGCUAUUAAUAGGUCGCUUCAUUUGCACCGAGAGACUCAGUUUGCUGCAGCAGCAAUUUACCAACAACUUUACGGUAAAACUGAUCCUGAGACGGGGAAAACCACAAUACCUGCCACUUUUCAAAUCAUUAAUAUGUUAGGGUGGAAGCCCCAUCCCAAACAACCUAAACCACUAGAGAGGGGAAGUGGGGAAGUAUCAUUAAAGGAUUUGUACAAAUUGGAUGAAAUCAUUAAAGAAGUAAAGAAGAUCAAAAACGACGAUGAUCAGAAGAAUUAGUUUAAAGUCAUUAGAUAAAAUCUAGUUUGGUUUGUAUAUUUUGACAUGAAGUUUCUAUAUUUUAUUGAAGUGUUGAAACGAAAA
This is a messenger RNA of Tribolium castaneum (red flour beetle), 1314 nucleotides long. RefSeq lists its product as uncharacterized. Gene Ontology annotation, biological process: mitochondrial respiratory chain complex I assembly. Gene Ontology annotation, cellular component: mitochondrion. NCBI's taxonomy places the organism in Eukaryota, Metazoa, Arthropoda, Insecta, Coleoptera, Tenebrionidae. The record is from RefSeq and is a predicted model, not a curated record. Bases 151 to 1230 code for a protein of 359 amino acids. The transcript has 5 exons.